AUGGCUCCCAUUGGAAUUGCGAUCAUUGGUGGAGGCAUCUUCGUCAAAGAGCAGCAUGUGCCCGCGGCCCUGGCCAGCCCGUUGAUCUCCAUCAAGGCGCUCUGGUCCCGUUCGCUCAAGUCUGCGGAAGAAACCGCCAAACUCGUGACCGGCGAUGCAGCCUCCUCGCUAGAGCUCUACUCGGCUGAUUCUGGGGCUGGCAAGUCCUACGAAGACAUACUAAAGCGCUCUGAUGUUGACGGGGUCAUCCUGGCCCUGCCAAUCGUGGACCAGCCCGCCUAUAUCGAGAAGGCCUUGGCUGCCGGCAAACAUGUCCUAGCUGAGAAGCCGAUCGCCAAGGAUGUCGCCACGGCCGUCAAGCUUAUCGACUACUACAAGAAAGUGUCGGCAGAGAACAAGGCCACUCUAGCCAUUGCGGAAAACUUCCGCUUCACCGAUGGGUACACCUACGGUGCAGAGGAGAUCAAGAAGCUCGGCAAGGUGACGGGCUUCGUCGUGAAGCUGAACUCUAUGAUGGAGAAGAGCAACAAGUACUACAACACGCCGUGGCGCACGACGCCGCAGCACCAGGGAGGCUUCCUCCUCGACGGCGGCGUGCACUUUACGGCUGCUAUCAGGAAAUUGUUGGGCGCCGAGAACGCCAUCGAAAGCGUAAUCGCGCAGACGGCCCUGGUGUCCAGCCACCUGCCUCCUGUAGACUCCAUCAACGCCGUCUGCAUGACCAAGUCCGGAGUCGUGGGUUCGUACAUCCAUUCCGUGGGAACGACAUUGCAGGCGUUCGAUUUCGAGGUGGCCUGCGAGCAGGGCUCCGUGAAGGCCGAGGGCGCCAAGGUGGUCACCGUUCGAGGGACCGGCGAUAGCGCCUCGACUGAGGAGAAGACGUUCGAGCGGACUAGCGGGGUGAAGGAAGAGGUCCAGGCCUGGGCGGAGGCGAUCGAGUCCGGGGUCCCCAGCCCCGAACAGACCCCGGAGCUGGCACUCGGGGACCUAGAACUAAUGGAGGCCAUGUUGACGAGCGGGGACCGCGAUGGGGAGCGCCAGAAGUUGCAGUACCAAUAG
Anthostomella pinea is the source of this 1059-nucleotide messenger RNA. NCBI's taxonomy places the organism in Eukaryota, Fungi, Ascomycota, Sordariomycetes, Xylariales, Xylariaceae. The record is from the annotation of a GenBank genome assembly.